Macrobrachium nipponense is the source of this 421-nucleotide messenger RNA. Its product is annotated as bifunctional protein FolD-like. Gene Ontology annotation, cellular component: cytosol. Gene Ontology annotation, biological process: tetrahydrofolate interconversion. The transcript has 4 exons. The coding region runs from base 107 to 421 and encodes 104 amino acids. The record is from RefSeq and is a predicted model, not a curated record. Gene Ontology annotation, molecular function: methenyltetrahydrofolate cyclohydrolase activity; methylenetetrahydrofolate dehydrogenase (NADP+) activity. Lineage: Eukaryota; Metazoa; Arthropoda; Malacostraca; Decapoda; Palaemonidae.
UAUCAGCAGAGGUUCAAAGUAUGGUAGCUAGUGGUAAAAGAGCCCCCAUUUAGUCUUAGUACGUGUUGGGGGAGACCCAGCAUCUGGAAGUUACGUUAAAAACAAAAUGAAGGCAGCAGAAAAAAUUGGUAUGCAAAGUACAAUUCACCAUCUUCCUGAAGAUACCAGCCAAUCAUCAUUGCUUUCUCUAAUCAAUGAACUUAAUGUGGACCCUGAUGUGGAUGGGAUCUUGGUGCAGUUGCCUGUGCCACCUCAUAUGGAAGAGAAAGUAAUUUGUAAUUCUGUUGUCCCUGAAAAAGAUGUUGAUGGCUUCCAUAUUACGAAUAUUGGCAGGUUUUGUUUAGAUUUGGAGUGUUUUGGUCCAUGUACUCCUUUAGGGGUCAUGGAGUUGAUAAGACGGUAUGGUGAGUGUAUCAAGUGA